Molecule: messenger RNA, 3687 nt
Organism: Rhinocladiella mackenziei CBS 650.93
Lineage: Eukaryota; Fungi; Ascomycota; Eurotiomycetes; Chaetothyriales; Herpotrichiellaceae
Exons: 2
Coding region: 1-3687 (1228 amino acids)
Biological process (GO): tRNA methylation
Cellular component (GO): cytoplasm
Molecular function (GO): protein binding
Source: RefSeq, a predicted model, not a curated record
AUGACAUGUAUGCUCAAGCCCCACGGCACAUGUCUACCAGUCACCGCCCUUCAAUCAGGAAAGGCCGGUCAAAAUGUGAUAUUAUUGGCAGGGCAAGGACCGUAUGUCCAUGCUUACAAUGGAAACGGCCAUCAGAUUCUGUCUGUACGAGUCUUCGUAUCUCAGCCGGUGCAUGGCAUUGUAACCGCCGCUAAUGACAAUUCUGUCCAUCCAUAUGAGCAUCAUCAGACUGACGUCGUCAUCUGGGGAGGGUCUCUGAUGCGGUUUGGCAGGCUUGCAGUAGGAGUGGGUGGCAGAGACCCUUCCGCACCUGAAUUUACCCUCCACCUGGCAAGGGAAUUCGAUUCAGGAGACUGGAUUCUCGACAUUGCCGUUCUCGGCGCAAGCAUCUGGAUACUGACAGCCCACAAUGUAUUAUUCCGACUGCUAUUGCACGAGGGCGAUUCACUAGACUUAUCCCGCUACGAAAAACUCUCCGUUGUGCAAGGGCCGGCCACGUUUUUAUACUCUGCACAACUGGUGGUAGCAAGGCAUGGGGUAUUUAUCGUCGCCUCUGGAACGGUUUUCGGAGAAAUCCUCGUUUGGACUUGUUCCAAGCAAGACCACGACCAAGAAUGGUCCACGCAAUUAAAACAUGUCUUUAAUGGACACACCGGCUCUGUAUUUGGCGUGGCCAUAUCGAAGGAACUUAAUCUGAAUAAUGGCCAUAAGCGCCUCCUGGCGAGCUGUAGCGACGACAGGACCAUAAGGAUCUGGGACAUCAGUGAUUGUGACCAGCUAUUUUCAGACACCAAUACUCCUCUCAUGUCGACUGAAACCGGUUUCGGAAGUGCGACUCAUGCUAAAAUCCCUCAGCUAGCGUCUGCUUGGGGUCAUCUGUCACGCAUAUGGGGGGUUGAAUUUUUAAAAACACCCCAGAAUCAAGGUUGCAAUGGGGUGCACCUAUUAUCGAGAGGAGAGGACGCUGCUUGUCAGUUAUGGUCAAUUGAAACCUCGAAGGAAGUGGGACCGAGCAAACAGACAACGGCACAAAUUACGCCCGUCUCCAAUGACCGUUACCACUCUGGGAAGAAUGCCUGGUCCAUGUCGCAGCUCAGUGAGGACCAUAGUGUCACAGUCUUCACCGGCGGCGCAGACGGGCAGAUCAUAUCAAGGCGAUUCGACACGAUCAGUGCGGCCAUGAACGACUCGGUCACCUAUUCCAUCCCGUUCAAGGAAGUUACCAGUUCGUCUAAUGCACUGAAACAUUACCUGCUGCGCAAUCAGAGUGAAUGCCUCGCCACAACAGAUCAAGGCCAUCUGUUCCUGCUUACCAUCAAAAAUGGGACUCUCAACUGGAAGCGAAUCAGCAAAAGCACUAGCAAGGGUGGUCUUUCAAUUUGCAACUCUGAAGUUGAUGGAGUGACUCUUCUAGCUACCCAGCAAGGCGACUUGUCAGUAUUGCGACAAGGUGACGACGCUCCAAUUUCUAUUCCAAUCUCCCUCGAAUCGGGCGUCUCUUGGAUCCGAUGCGCCUCUAACCAAACUCCAAAUUCCCCAGCCUCGCCGAAUUCAAACUGCAUUGUCGUGGUAUUGUCAAACCAACACGCAGUUAUUCUCUGGUUGACCAAGGAUGGCAGCUCAUUUCGAUUAAAGAAAACAACCCUGAAAUUGCCAGAUACUUUCACCAUCGCAUCGAUUUGUUACGACCGCUCGAACCAAAUCCUAUUUCUCGGCUCCCGUGCUGGUGCACUUGCAAUCUACUCGGACCUCCCGUUCGAGUCGGAAGAUUCUGGAGAGCCAUUCUGUCUCCGCCACAUCCACGGAUCCGACUGUGUUACUUCGAUCAACAUUCUCGGGCAUACCGCAACGACGAGCGACAUCAUGGGAAGAACAUCAUACAUCUUGACAACAGGUCGAGACGGGAACUAUGCAAUCCAUCGUCUCGACUGGGAUCGUCAGUCCACGCAUUAUAUCGAACCGACAUUCUCGACGAUCCACCUUUCCUCCCUUCCGUUUGGUCCAAAUAUCGAAGGAGCCUAUUUCUCCCACCAACCCGAGGGAAAAGACCCACAUUCAACCACUGUUCCAGACCUAGUGCUGUACGGCUUCCGCUCUACUUCCUUCGUGGUAUGGAACGAGACACAGCAAUCAACAAUUCUAUCCGUCAACUGCGGCGGAGCUCAUCGGACUUGGGCCUAUAAAGACUCCGCCGCCUACUCUAGCAGAGAUAGCUCUCUUCACUCAUCACAGCAGAUAAUACCGGAUACAAGAUCUUUCGUCUGGACUAAAGCUGGAAAAUUUAAUUGGUACACUGCUAGGUCGGCCAGCCACAAAGUCAUUCUGAAAGGGGGACACGGUCGCGAAAUCAAGGCCGUGGCACGCAGUCCCGUUCUUUACACACAUACGAACAGCGAAUUCUACAAGCGACCCCGAACUCUCAUAGCCACAGGAGCCGAAGACACGACGAUCCGCCUAUUCGCGCUUUCUGGAACAGAAAGAUUCCCAUCCAAACUUUCUGAUUCCGACCACGAAUCACAAUUAAGCACAACAUUCCAUAGUUUAGCGACACUCAAGCGCCACACGACCGGACUUCAGCACCUCCUCUUCUCCCCUUCGGGAAAGUAUCUCUUCAGCAGUGCCGGCUGCGAAGAAUUCUACGCCUGGAAACUCAGUUUUGAUGUGCCUUGUAUCAGCAUCGGUGUCGUGCUAUGGGACAUGAUUCCACAAGAAGACGAGGACCCAGACUCAGACGCCAGGAUCAUGAGCUUUGAUUUAAGAGCCUACGCAGUCGCGAACCUUGACAUUGCAACACAUCCGAAUAAAAAUGACGUUAUCCAACAAGAGGAAGAGAAAUUUACGCUCGCACUGGCUUACUCGAACGGCAAAACCAAGAUCGUACAAUACACGCCCUCGAUCACGGCGCGGAAUCAAGGCAUGUUCGAAACAUUACGCGAAAUCAACUAUGGGACGUUCUGCGUGAUGCAGGCGUCUUUCCUCUCACCGGAAUCAUCUCUCCUGGGGACUCAGACGCAAAUACUCUCCGCCGGAACGAAUGGGUUUUUGAACCUCAGCGCCAUCAAUCUCAAUCUCAUAACCAAGACCGAGGAGAAAGGGUUGGAGUUGCUGUCGCCAUCGCCAUCGUCAUCGCAACUGGAAGUCCACAAGACCCAUCAAAGCAGUAUCCUAGCCAUGGACAUUGUCCAAUUGAAUUCAGAUUCCUACCUCAUUGCGACCGGCGGUGACGAUAAUGCAUUGGGUCUUACGCUGCUCUCCGCCGAUACUAGCACUAAUGGCACACGCCCACCCAGACACAAUUUUCGAACAAUUCUCAUACCCCACGCACACGCGGCUGCAGUGUCGGCCCUGAAAUUCAUGAGUCCAAAACACACAGCCACAGGGUUCUCCCUCGCCGCUAUAUCCGUGGGCAACGACCAACGCGCCAAGGUAUGGUCUGUACAUAUUGACUUGGAGAAAGCCGCUCACCCCACUGACGAUGUUCUGCUCGAAGCCAUUCAUGUCCAGCGAUCAUGGAGUGGGUGGACAGCUGUCGCGGACGUGAGUGGGCUUGAGAUCAUUGAUGGUAACGAUCAGAAUCAAGCUCUUGCUAACGAUGAUUCCAACGUCAACGAGGAGGCCAAACAAGGCUGUCGGAUUUUAGUUACCGGUGUCGGCAUGGAAGUCUUGAGCCUGCUUGCUAUGGAGUAA